UCUACAAUGACCGACAUGUUGCUUUCCCAUGAGGAGGAAUAAAACCUAAUCAAGCUCUCACCGCAAAAAAAAGGCCGGAUUACAGGAUAUUACACUAUACAAAGUUUUUGACUGAAACGGAUAUCACACCUAUCAAAGCUUGCCAGAUACCCCGGUACCACCUGGAAUUCGCGGCCACGUAUAUUCGGACUGAAGUUUUUCUAGUGUAGACGUGUCAACGGACCAUAGACUAAAACAGAUUGAAACGGAUAUUUUGUUUGACGUGGAAAAUCAGACAUAUACUUCAGGAAAAACAUAAGAUAAAUAAAACAAUUAUUGAUGUUCCUAAAACAAAGGGUCUUUAGCCAAGCCUUAGAGGAAAAGGUGCUUUCACCGAAGAAAUCUUCAGUCCAGGACCUUAAAGUGGAUCUGUGAACAGCUAGAAUGAAAUGGGAGAAGUUUAAGCCUCCAGAGCCAGAUGAUGCCAUGUGCUGUUUUGAAUGUGAUUUGGACCCACAUGGAUGCUUCUGUGACUGUGACGACCUGGAUGAAGCUUGCAGCAGGUGGCUGAAGGGUGAGCCUCAGAAACCUGACUGUGUGUUGCCUGUGUUUGGUGCAGUGAUGGACCGGCUGAGGUUGAGACUGUUAUCAGGGGACAGGCGGGUGGAGAUCUCCAUGGUCCCAGCUUUAGUGCUGCUUCCCAUGCUACUGCGGCUGGCAGCCCUGCACUUCCUGCUGGGCCUGGUCAUUCUGACAGCCCUGCCUGGCCUGGUGCUGUGGUACUACUACGCCACACACCGGAAGAAGGGCCGCACCCUCUUUUUCCUCAGCCUGGCGCUCUUCUCCCUAGCCUACAUGUACUUCCUCUUCAUCACAGAGAUCCUACCUCGUGGGGACGUAAGUCAUCUGCAGCUGGUGACCGUGACAACGGGUGUGGUUCUGACUCUUAUCUCUCUUGUGCGCACCAAGAGGGGGCCAGGCUUCGUGCAGCCUUCCCUGGCUGACACGCACAGCACCAGCACCAAUCAUUGCCAACUGCCUGACAAAGACUCUGCCUCUCAGAAGGGAGUGGACCAGUCGGUGUUGCCUGCCAGACCAGUGGAACAGCAGACACAGUCCCUGACAGCGAAGGGGGGCAGGUGUCCUCUGUGCAAAGUGGUGCGUCCCCCUCGGGCGGGACAUUGCCGGAUCUGUGGAGGCUGUGUCCAGCGCCUGGACCACCACUGUAUCUGGAUUAACAGCUGUGUGGGCCAGGCUAAUCAUCGCAGCUUCCUGCUGACCCUGCUCCUCUUUCUGUUGACCUCUCUGCAUGGGGUCAGUCUGGUGCUGCGCAGCGUGUGUCCCCAACAGAACCUGCUUACCGCCCUAUUCUACUGCCCUGGUGUCUACAGUCAGUACAGCUCAGCCCUGUGCUUCACCUGUGCCUGGUACAGCAGUAUUGUCACAGCAGGCCUGCUAAACCUGCUGGUGCUGCAACUUAUCAAUAUAAGCUACAAUGUGACAGAAAGGGAAGCACAACUUGCACUGCGGAGGAAAAAUGGCCAGAGUCGUCCGUGUGGCCUCGUUGUCGACACAGGGGUCUACUCACGUGGCUUCUGCCAGAACUGGGCUGAAUUCCUGGCAAUGAGAGAGCCUGUCGAUAGACCAUCCUCCGUCCACACUGACUUGGUUUAGCCUUGGCUUAACACCAUGCCACUGCCUAAGCAGGUCAACAUUGCUGGGUUUCAACUGUGUGGCUUUAGGGACUGUGAGCUGUUCUGGAUCUCUAGGUAUUGCAACUCAGAGGUGUUAAUUUUGAAUUGUUAUAUACCUCUACAUUCCAAACACUCCAGGUAGAGAAAAUAAUCAUGAUCCUCCAAGUUGUCAUGGAUCUGACACUCUUAAUAAUACUAGUAAAUAUACACUGCUCAAAAAAUAAAGGGAACACUAAAAUAACACAUCCUAGAUCUGAAUGAAUGAAAUAUUCUUAUUAA
Molecule: messenger RNA, 1952 nt
Organism: Oncorhynchus kisutch (coho salmon)
Lineage: Eukaryota; Metazoa; Chordata; Actinopteri; Salmoniformes; Salmonidae
Product: palmitoyltransferase ZDHHC23-like
Exons: 5
Coding region: 424-1653 (409 amino acids)
Biological process (GO): peptidyl-L-cysteine S-palmitoylation; protein targeting to membrane
Cellular component (GO): Golgi apparatus; endoplasmic reticulum
Molecular function (GO): protein-cysteine S-palmitoyltransferase activity
Source: RefSeq, a predicted model, not a curated record